GCGGCUCUGUUUCGUUGCGGGGGAGCCCCACCGGCCCACGGCGCGGGAUCACCGCCGCCACAGAAACCUCCAUAGAGAUCUCCGAGCAGCCGUCCUCCGCCACAACUUUCGCCAUGGUGGCGCCCUAGCCCCGCGCUUCUUAUCCCGCCCCACCUAUGGCUGCUGCUGCUGCCGCUGCCGCCGCCACACUCCUCCCAUGGCUCUCCUCGCGCUCCGCCUCGGCCACCACCACCACCACCUCGGCCUCUCCGCCCCGCGCGACCCCCGCCUCCUCCUCCGCCGGAGGCUCGUGGUCGCCAGCUCCGGUGCCGUGAAGGCCCCCGCGGCCGCGGCGGUCGUGUGGUUCAAGCAUGACCUCCGCGUCGACGACCACCCGGGCCUCGCCGCCGCGGUGGCUGCCGAGCCGCGCCGGCCCGUCCUGCCGCUCUACGUCUUCGACCGCCGCAUCCUCGACGGUUACUCAGACACGAUGCUGGAACUGCUACUUUUUGCUUUGGAAGAUCUUAAGAUGGUUUUGAAGUCUCAGGAGUCUGAUCUUCUCAUAGGCUUGGGAAAUGCUGAAGAUGUUGUUCUCAAGCUUGUAAAUGAGGUCACUAUGCAAGGUACAAGCGGGCCUCAUUUUCACAGAAGAGGAAGUUGAGUACAGAGUGCGCAAUGUUCUGGCCAGUGUUGAAUCAUCUCUCUCUAAUGCAUCAUUCCUAUCGGGAAACCCUCCUGAGAUAGUGGUUUGGAGUGCCUCAUUGUAUGACUACAAGAAUCCGAGGGAAUUGUCAACAUCACACAACCAAUUUUUGAAGGAAAAAUUACCGAUGAACACACCUCUUGCUGCCCCGUCUUUACCUGCUCUGAACAUAGAGAUAGAGACAGGUUCUCUCCCCACACUGGAAGAACUAAAAGGGUUUCUUAAAGAGAGUAGAACGUCAGAGAAUAAUUGGGUUCCUCUCAAGGGCACAUCAGCCAGAUCUAUUCUUAAAAAGACUCUCAGCCAGAUAAAUGUCAAAACCGGUGUUGCAUCAAGUGGCAGCGAUGGAGGAGAGGAUACCACUGCAUAUUAUGCUAUGUCAGGGAGGAAGAUCCAAAAUUCAAUGUUCACAUCAGAAAGCUCAACAGAAGUUAGAGGUGGAACGGAAAUCACUUUGGAUGCUUUAGCUGCAUACCUGAAAUACCUAGAAGGAACAGGGAAGGCUAGUUGGCAAGAGUUGCAUGAUAAAGUACGGUUAACUGAAACUAGAGAUGGUGCCUCGUUUUGCACUUUGUUUGGUCCUGCACUUCAGCUUGGAGUUAUAUCCAAGAGGAGAGUUUACCAUGAAACUAUUCAGUAUGAGAGAGACCGGAAUGCUGGAUUUAUAUCACCAUUUGGAUACUCAACACCUACAGUGACAGCAGCAGUAGAUGCUAUCUGUUCAAUGGAGUGGUAUUGGCUCUUGGCCUUGAAAUCCCAAGUAUGCAUUGAAGGAAAUUACCCUGUCAGAAUCUGGAGAUGGAAAGGUCAUCUUAUACAGUAUACCUCUGUUGGUCAUGAGGGUCCUUCGGUUCUUCUUGUGCAUGGAUUUGGAGCUUCCCUACAGCAUUUUCGUGAUAAUAUAGGUGCCAUUGCUGAUCAGGGAUGCCAAGUUUGGGCAAUUACCCUUCUUGGCUUCGGGAAAUCAGAGAAACCAAAUAUCAACUAUUCAGAACUUUUAUGGUCGGAAUUACUGAGAGACUUCAUUGUUGAUGUUGUGAAGGAGCCUGUUCAUCUUGUUGGUAACUCAAUCGGAGGUUAUAUCUGUUCUAUUACUGCCAGCUUAUGGCCUUCUCUUGCAAGGUCUCUGAUCCUUUUGAAUACAGCUGGUUCAGUUGUGCCAAGUUACUCUUUUAUUCCAUUAAGUGAAGAAGGACGGACUUCAUGGCUUUCCAGUUUGCAGGCACGCCUCCUUCUGCUCUUCUUGAGGUCAAGAGCAGGAGGCAUUCUUAAGGAAUACUAUCCUACAAGAACUGAACGGGUUGACAAGCCACUUGUGGAUGAGAUAAUAAGAGCUUCAUAUGAUCCUGGCGCAGCAACCGUUAUUGAGAGCAUAUUCAGUUUCAAUCUUUCCAUUCCUCUCAACUUUUUAUUUGAUUCUUUUGGUGGAAAAAUCUUAAUUGUUCAGGGAAUGAAAGAUCCACUUACAAAAUCCAAGUCAUUUGUUUCCAUGCUUAGGGAGCAUUGCAGCAAGGUCCAUAUUAGAGAGCUAGAUGCAGGUCAUGCUCCACAUGAUGAAGUUCCUGAUGAAGUGAACUCCUUGCUGUGCGAAUGGAUCAAAGAGACUGGCGCUUAGCCAGCAAUGGAGUUCCAUCCUACUUAGAUGUCUGGUAACCUUAUCCAUUAACUGACUUCUCGAUUAUACUAACUUGAUCGUUGGAAGCAUUUUUUUCUAAGAACUUGAUCCCAAUGUGCCCGUUGACACUUCUGUACUUUUUUUGCUUCAUGUCUUAGGUGGCAAAAAGGAGAUGAAUAUUGAACACUGUACAGAAUUGUAUGUGUAGAUUACUUAUUUACUCUUAAUCUUCAUAUCAUUUUCUGGAAUUUCAAAAUGAAAUGCAAUAUAUGUUGAAUGAAAGGAAAAACAGCAUCGAGCAGGUUUGAUAGCAAGUCGGCACAAGAAGAUGAGAUGCAAUUCGCACUCCUGAUGAACUUUCUGGUGGUUCUUAAAGCUGUUUUUGUUUAUGGACCUAGCUCAAAAUCAACCUUGAACCCUACAUUACAAGAGUUGUCUAAAUCUAAUCAUACAAACUUUUGACCCCAUCGUGCAAGUAAUGUCUAAUCGUGCCACAUUUGUACUCUCUUGUAGUCUUGUUUUAUAUGGCUCGACAUAGAUAGAAGUACAAAAUGAACUAAUAUUUCAUGCCAA
This is a messenger RNA of Oryza sativa Japonica Group (Japanese rice), 2870 nucleotides long. RefSeq lists its product as uncharacterized. The record is from RefSeq and is a predicted model, not a curated record. NCBI's taxonomy places the organism in Eukaryota, Viridiplantae, Streptophyta, Magnoliopsida, Poales, Poaceae.